This is a messenger RNA of Paramuricea clavata, 849 nucleotides long. The record is from the annotation of a GenBank genome assembly. Lineage: Eukaryota; Metazoa; Cnidaria; Anthozoa; Malacalcyonacea; Plexauridae.
AAAACGCUUCGCCGUCCCGUUUGCUUAAGGUCCCUAUCAUGUCGAAUUCGUAUACGACACAAGGGAAAGCUUUGCCUGACAAAGUCAGGCAGGAAAUUAUAGAGAAGUUGUUGAAUAACGAAGGAAUUGCCGAGAUAUCUCGGCAAUUAGUUUUACCAUACAAAAGUGUAUCUAAUAUUGUAGAUCUGUGGCCAUGGAUAACCACUGGUUCAACUAAACCUCGAUCUCCACAACGUGUUGGUAUUAGAACUGCUCGAACUGAUGAUGUUAUCAGGUACACUGAAUACACGAAGAUUAAUAAACCUUCAACAUACGCAAAAGAGAUUCGACAACAGCUAAAAAAAGAGAACGUGUGCCUCCCAGAAAAUGUUCCAAGCAAUUCAUGUAUAAGUGGAAUUUUAAAAAGUGAUCUCGGAUAUUUAUACAAAAAACUUAGUGUAUAUACCUCUUGAAACAGAAAGGGAUGGCGUGAUGGAAAAGUUACAGAAUUACAUAGCAGAAGUAUCAGCAAUUGACUUCAAUCGUCUGCAUUUCUUUGAUGAGUCGUCCGUUGUUGUGACAAGUGGAAAUGGGUUCGAGGGCAUAGUGCAGUUGGCAAACCUGCAUUCGAAGUUCAACGCUAUGCCUCAAAUGCUACUUAUACGGUAAAUUUGCUCCACAGCGUUAAUGGAAUAUCACACUUUAAUUUUCUGAGGGGUCCGUCGAACGGCCUAGAACUGUUACAAUUUUUUGAAGAAGCUCUUGAGCAAGUAGACGCAUUUGAAAACCCAGUUGUUAAAAUCAAUGAUGUAAUCGUAAUGGAUAACUGUGGUUUUCAUCACGGCAACGAUGUUGAACCAAAUUUGCGAG